Molecule: messenger RNA, 609 nt
Organism: Scheffersomyces stipitis CBS 6054
Lineage: Eukaryota; Fungi; Ascomycota; Pichiomycetes; Serinales; Debaryomycetaceae
Gene: RDI1
Product: Rdi1p
Exons: 1
Coding region: 1-609 (202 amino acids)
Biological process (GO): Rho protein signal transduction
Cellular component (GO): membrane; cytosol; cytoplasm
Molecular function (GO): Rho GDP-dissociation inhibitor activity; protein binding
Source: RefSeq, a predicted model, not a curated record
AUGUCCCACCCUUCUGUUGACGACGACUUGAUCCCUGAAACCGUCGAAGGCUACACCGUAGGCGAAAAGAAAACCAUCGCUGAAUACACCAAGUUGGAUGCCGAAGACGAGUCCUUGGCCAAGUGGAAAGCCUCCUUGGGUUUGACUGCUGAUUCCAACGCCUAUCCUGUCAAGGCUGGCGAUAAUAGAACUGUCGUCGUUGUUCAGAUAGGUUUGGAAUUCCCAGACCAGCCAAUACAGCCCAUCACAUUCAACUUGGAAGACGCACAAGGGAACACCAUUCCGGGCAAGGAAAUCAAGUUCCAGAUCAAGGAGAGAGCCGUCUACCAGUUGGUGAUCAAGUUCCGUGUCCAGCACGAGAUCGUCACCGGUUUGAAGUACUUGCAUUCUGUCAAAAAAUCGGGCAUUAGAGUGGACAAACUCGAAGAGCCCUUGGGUUCCUACGCUCCUAACACGAAGGAUAAACCUUACUAUGAAAGAAAGUUCACCGAGGUUGAAGCUCCAUCGGGCUUCUUGGCCAGAGGAAGCUAUUCCGCCAUCACCAAAUUCAUCGACGACGACAAGAACGUCCAUUUGACGUUCCCAUGGAGUUUCACCAUCAGCAAGUAG